Chrysoperla carnea is the source of this 1142-nucleotide messenger RNA. Its product is annotated as 2-acylglycerol O-acyltransferase 1-like. Gene Ontology annotation, cellular component: endoplasmic reticulum membrane. The transcript has 5 exons. Lineage: Eukaryota; Metazoa; Arthropoda; Insecta; Neuroptera; Chrysopidae. Gene Ontology annotation, molecular function: diacylglycerol O-acyltransferase activity. The coding region runs from base 85 to 1113 and encodes 342 amino acids. The record is from RefSeq and is a predicted model, not a curated record. Gene Ontology annotation, biological process: triglyceride biosynthetic process.
UUUAUCAGGUAUUGUUUUACGAUUUAUUCAAAGAAUUGUUGAAAUUCAAGACUGUGAUUAUUGUGAUUUAUUACAAAAUUAAUAAUGUAUAAAAUAUUCGGUAUUGAAUUUGCACCAAUAAAUAUACCAUUAGAACGUCGCUUACAAACAAUUGCAGCAGCAUUUUGGUUAUUUUCAUGUGUUGGCUUUAAUUUUCUAUUUUGUGGUAUUGGAUUGUUUAUGUUAACAACAAAAUAUUAUUGGAUUAUAAUAUUGUAUGGAUUUUGGUAUUAUUAUGAUUUAGAUUGCGGAGAAAAUGGCGGUCGAAGUUCAAAAUGGUGUCGAAACUGGACAAUAUGGUCCUAUUUUCGAGAUUACUUUCCAAUAAAGUUAGUUAAACUUGAUGAAUGUGUAGUGGAUCCAAAACGAAAUUACAUGUUCUGUUACCAUCCUCAUGGAGUUUUAGCAACGGGAUUUUUUGGAUCAUUUGCUACUGAUGUUUGUGGUUUUCCUGAAUUGUUUCCUGGUUUUAAAUCGCAUCCAUUAACAUUAGAUUCACAUUUUAAAACGCCAUUCUUUCGUGAUUAUGUUUUGGCAUUAGGCGCGUGUACUUCAUCCAAAAAAAGUAUUAAUUGUAUUUUAAGUAAACCGGAAGGUGGGAAUAUUGUUGCAUUAGCAGUAGGUGGAGCUGAAGAAUCAUUUUACUGCCGACCUGGUGAAUAUAAAAUUAUUCUGAAGAAACGUAAAGGUUUUAUUCGAUUGGCACUUCGUAAUGGUGCACCACUAGUUCCAGUAUUUUCGUUUGGUGAAACUGAUAUAUAUUCACAAGUAUCAAAUCCUGAUGGUUCAUUAUUACGCUGGCUACAAAAUCAAUUCAAAAACUUAACAGGUAUUGCACCAAUUAUUCCUAUUGGUCGUGGAUUUUUCCAAUACAAUGUUGGAUUGGUACCAAAAAGACAUCCGAUAACUGUCGUUGUUGGAAAACCUAUAGAUGUCGUUCGUGUAGAUGAACCAACAACAGAAUUAGUGGAUGAGUACCAUGCAAAAUUUACGAAAGCUUUAAUUGAAUUAUUUGAGACUGAAAAAUAUAAAUAUGCAGAUAAUCCUGAAAAAACUAAACUCAUUAUUAUUUGAAAUGAAAUUGUAUUAAUUUUCUUUAUAUA